Messenger RNA from Ixodes scapularis (black-legged tick), 867 nucleotides. RefSeq names its product glutathione S-transferase 1. The transcript has 5 exons. The record is from RefSeq and is a predicted model, not a curated record. Gene Ontology annotation, molecular function: glutathione transferase activity. The coding region runs from base 175 to 813 and encodes 212 amino acids. Gene Ontology annotation, biological process: glutathione metabolic process. NCBI's taxonomy places the organism in Eukaryota, Metazoa, Arthropoda, Arachnida, Ixodida, Ixodidae.
AUGCAGCAACGAGCCCAGUCGUUUCGCAGGGAUGCUCCUUCCGGUGUACAUGUGACUUCCGCUACCAAGACGCCUACAAAAGCGAGUGCCUGUUGCGUUCUUUCCGCAGUCUUCCUGGAAUCAGUCCGACGGUUGUGAUCCUGUUCUCCCUGACUUCUCGCCCUUGUCGUCGUCAUGUCUGUGAUACUCUACAGCUGCGAGCCCAGCGCGCCUUGCCGUGUGGUCAGGAUGGUGGCCAAGCACAUCGGCCUUCCGCUCACAAUUAAGGAGGUCGACAUUCCUGCUGGUGACACCAAGAAGGAAGAUUUCCUCAAGCUUAACCCAGCCCACACUGUCCCUACUAUGGUCGAUGGCAGCCUCGUACUGUUCGAAAGCCGCGCCAUCGUUACCUACCUGGUGGACAAGUACGCUGCCGGCAGCCCCUUGUAUCCCCAGGACAUCGAGAAGCGCGCGGUGAUCAACAAUCUGCUGAUGUUCGACAUUGGCACCCUCUACAAGACUAUGUCUGCCUACUUCUACCCGGCCCUGCUUUUCAAGAAGGAAUACGACCCCGCUACCGAAGCCCCCAUGAAUGAUGCUCUGCAAGUUCUCGGAAAACUGCUGUCGGACAAGCCUUACCUGACCGGCUCCGACAUCAGCCUUGCCGACAUCGUUGUCGCUGGUACCCUCUCCUUCGUUGACGUCGCCGAUUACAGCCUGGACGCCCAUCCCAAAGUCCGCGACUACUACAGUGCCCUCAAGAAAGACCUCCCGUACUACGCCGAGGUGAACGACAAGGGCAUCGAGAUGUUCCGGAAGUACUCUCAGAAGUAACCAUGUACCGUUCUCGGUUGCAGUGGCAAAUAAACAUCCCCCUCGUUUACUUUC